Molecule: messenger RNA, 3684 nt
Organism: Dicentrarchus labrax (European seabass)
Lineage: Eukaryota; Metazoa; Chordata; Actinopteri; Moronidae
Gene: bicc2
Product: bicaudal C homolog 2
Exons: 19
Coding region: 459-3194 (911 amino acids)
Cellular component (GO): cytoplasm
Molecular function (GO): RNA binding; protein binding
Source: RefSeq, a predicted model, not a curated record
GGCCUUGACCAUCUACAUUCACACAAUCUGUGGACGUGGAACUGAGGAUUACUGAGGAUUUGUACAAAGCAGAGUGAGCCUCAGGCAAAGAUUUUGUUUGUCUGCCUGUAGCCCUUCAGAUAGAGAAAACAUGACCUGUGUUGUAGUAAAGAAAUGACUCUCUAUACAUCUGUGCAAUCCAAGGCCAUAGCAGCAAAUCCUUCAAACCUCAAACAGCUUGAAGGGGGAGAAAGAGAGAGAGAGAGAGAGAGAGAGAGAGAGAGAGAGAGAGAGAGAGAGAGAGAGAGUUGAAUUUGUGUACUAAAUUAAGUGAAGGGGGCGGGGGAUUUAAAGAAAAGGCACAGGGGGGUGUUUCUUGCCCCUCUCUCCCCCUUUCUCUCUCCCUGCCGGUCUCCUUGGUCACACACAUGCACACAUCCUCACACACUCACAAACACUGACGAGGGCUCAGUCUUGCUAUGGCCACCACCACCACCGAGGAGAGCUCUCCGGUCCCGGCCACCAUAGCACCCCAGCAGCCUGACUUGGAAACUAGUGUAGAACCCGGCUCAGCAGCAAAGCCUGAGCCCAGCGAGGCCCAGCGUGACAGAGAGGAAAAAGAGGAUGAGGAGGAGGAGGAAGGGGGGCCCGGGCAGGAAAACACAAGAGGGCAGACUUUGGACCCGGAGUGGGUGGAAGAGAGGUUCAGGAUCGACAGGAAGAAGCUGGAGAACAUGUUGUAUGCUCCAAAGCAUGGAGAUGGUGAGACAGGAGAGGAGUUUUUUGAGAGAGUGAUGAGAGAAACUGACACUCAGGUGAAGUGGCCAUCCAAGCUGAAGAUUGGAGCCAAGUCAAAGAAAGAUCCACAUGUGAAGGUGGAAGGGAAGAAAGACAAUGUUUUGGAAGCCAAAAAGAAGAUACUAGAGGUGUUGGAAACCAGGGUGAACAAGGUGACUCUAAAGAUGGACGUGGCCUAUACAGAGCACUCCCACGUGAUUGGGAAAGGUGGUGGAAACAUCAAAAAGGUGAUGGAGGUAACAUCCUGUCACAUCCACUUCCCCGACUCCAAUCGCCACAACGCUACAGGAGAGAAAAGCAACCAGGUCUCCAUUGCUGGGCCCAUAGAAGGAGUGGAGGCAGCCAGGAGGAGGAUAAGAGACCUGCAGCCGUUGUCCUUGACCUUUGACCUCCCUGUCAGUAUGGUGCCCCAGACUCUGCCAGAUGCAGGCUCCCCACUCAUCCAGCAGGUAGUGCAGACUUUGGGGGUCAGUGUGAGCUUCAGGGCAGUGCCUCCCCACCCUCAGGCACAACCCACCUUCUAUGAAAGCUGCUGCACCGUCUGGGGCCUGCAGGGAAAUGCAGCUGCUGUCAAGAAGGCGACCUGCAUCCUGAUGGACCUGCUGCUGGGGUCAGAGGUCACAGGCGGUAUAGUGAGCAGCCAGCUGGAUGUCACCUCCCAGCAGCAUGUCUUCCUGUUGGGGCAGAACGGAGCUCACUUCCUGAGUGUCAUGCACCAGACCCAGACCCAGAUCAUCUUACCAGACCUCAGUGCUCCUCAGAGCCCUCCCUCCCUGCUGAUCCAGGGCAACCCUGACGGAGUGUGUCUGGCUCGGCAGCAGCUCAUGGACUGUCUGCCUGUGUGUUUGAUGUUUGACAUGCGUGAGGAUGGGGAGGCAGAUCCUUGUAAGCUGGCUCAGAUGAUGCAAAACCUGGGAGUCUUCAUUAGUGUCAAGCCCAAAGUAAAACAGACCAGCAAGUCAGUGGUGGUGAAAGGUCUGGAAAGGAACAUCUCCUGUCUUUAUGAGGCCCGCUGUCUGCUUCUCGGGUUGGAUUCCUGUGAGACUGCCAAGGUAACCGAGAUGACCCCUGACCCCAUGUUAGCUGGCAGCGGGCUGACUAGCUACUGGCUCAACAUGUUGCUGCAGCAGCUUCGUCUCUCUGAGCAGGGCUCUUUUCCUGGUCUCACUCCAGAGGUGCUGAAUGGUACCAAGCCCCGUCCCUCCCCUCCACCAGGUCUCACCCCUCCCGCUGACGAGGGGAGGACAGGACUGAAGGGAGCAGACAGCCGGCCACUGGAGAAGAUCCUAGAAAAUGAGGACCUGUCUGGCCAAUCGGACGAUGAGAGCUCUAAGGUUGUGAUGAUGUCAUCAUCUGAGAUGUGUGAUGCAGUCAGCAGCGUCAGCAGGGUGGGAUUCAUGGGUCGCAGGGGGAGUCUCCAGGGUCCUGAAAUUACCAAGGUUUUUGUCCAGGGCAGACGGCAUUCAACAGGGCAGGCGCUAACAUACAGAUUGCAGAACGCAGAGAUUGAGGGAGGGAGGAGUGAGCGGAGGAACAGCCUGAGGAGAGACAUGAUGCCGGCUCAGGGUGUUCGCGCUGACUCAUCCAAGGCUGAGGAUUAUGACUAUGAAAAGAAGAAACUGCUGGCGACCAGAGCCAUGCAAAGGAAGCCUGUGGUCACAGAGGUCCGGACGCCCACAGACACCUGGAGUGGCCUUGGUUUCUCCAAGUCCAUGCCAGCUGAAGCGGUCAAAGAGCUGCGCAACAUCAGCCGACGCAGCUACAAACCCUACCUAAGCACCAUUAACAGCCAGCAUCAGUCAUGGACUGCUCAGACAGGGAAGGUGUAUAAUGGGAGCAACUCUGAGAACUGGAGGGACAGACGGGCAUCCACAUCGUCAUCUAUGCCUGUCUCUUCCUCCUCCUCAUCCUCCUCUUCCUCCUCCUCCCCUUCCUCACCGCCAUGUACUUUCUCCUCAUCCACCUCCUCCUUCCCUGCAUUUGCACCCUCAGUGAAUAGGAGCAGAAAUGACAAACCCUUGGAGAGCUUCUCGAGCAGCAGCAGCUACUUUGAAGGUGUGUGCUCAUCGAGGAGGGCGUCAACCUGCAGCCAGCGGAGCCCCUCACCCCAAAUGACAGACGACCUGCUUGAGCUGCUCAGUCAACUCGGCCUAAUUAAAUACAUCGAUGUGUUUGAACAACAAGAGAUUGACUACCAGACAUUCCUCACUCUGUCUGAUGAAGAUCUGAAGGAAGUGGGUGUCUCCACCUUUGGAGCCAGACGCAAGAUGUUAUUGGCAAUCUCAGACUUGAACAAGAGCAAGAGGAGGCUCUCAGAUACACCCGCAGUGAAGCCUGGCUAUCUGGAAGGCGGCGCAAGUGGUCGUCUACCCCGAAUCAUGGAUCUGGAAGUUGCUGCUCAGAGUAAUCGCUGGUGAAAGGAAACACCGAGCAGCUCUGAGCUCCAUCUGACCGACGUGGAGCUAUUCAGCCUCUAAAAACGUAUACAGUGAUGCUGUUGCCAGUGCAGAGGUCUAAUCUGCUUGUUAUUUACCAUAAACGGAUAAGCAUGAGGUUGCCCUGAAGAGGAGCAAACAUUAUGUAAACAUUUGAAUCCAGUGCCUUUAUGUCACAGCCAUACCCCAAAGCGUUAAUACAAAAUCAAGACAAGGAGGUCUUCCUUUCCAAACCUCUGAUUCUAUGGGAAAAAAUCUGUAUGAAACACAAAGAAACGUGGGACCAUGUUGAUGUCUUUUGUCAUCUUAAAGUGCCUUCCUUAUGCAAACUAUCACUCCUAUGCUUCGAUCAUGUGUCCAUGUUAACCACUACAUUUAUGCAAUUGUAAAUAGAUAUUUACAAAAAAAAUUACAUUUUACAAUGAUGAUAGAGACAAUGAAUAAAAUGUUGCUAUUAAAGUUUUUCCAUCUA